AUGGCCAAGAAGACGAAUAAACGUAUUUCCGAAUCCAGCAAUAGCACAAAGGCUGAGAAGAAUGGAAUCGUCAGCUUGACCUAUAGAAAUCUCACAGAGAACAGGGAGCCUUGGUACCUGAAUACCACCGGGAUGAUCCCUUCCGAGCAUUAUCUGCAUCCUGACCUGGACCACAGAGAUGAAGAAAAUACUUUUUGCCAUAAAUAUGGCCCAAGUUUAAAAACAAUGAUUCCUGUCCGCCUGAAAAAAAGCUCCAUCAGCCCAGUGGACAACGCAGGGCUGGUCUCCUUCGCAAUGUUUUCAUGGAUUUCGCCUUUAAUGAUGAAAGGAUGCAAGAACAAUAUCGACGCAGAAGCUUUGCCCCCGUUAUCGUAUUACGACAGCUCGGAGCUGAACGCCAAAAGAUUUCGACUCCUGUGGGAAGCCGAGCUGGCAAAAUUUGGUCCAGAGAAAGCUUCUCUCGUCCGCGUCGCUCUACAGUUUCAGAGAACCCGAAUUUUGAUUGACUUCCUGGUAAAUUGCAUUUGCAUUACUCUUAGUGCUUUAGGACCGACUGUGAUCAUCCAUAACAUCCUCCGGCACAGCGAAAGUGGUUCCACUGACCUUCUUAGGGGGAUUGGCCUCUGCAUAGCGCUCUUUCUCGCAGAAUCCACCAAAACAAUUUUCUGGUCGUUGACGUGGGCAAUCAACUACCGUACCGCUAUGAGAUUAAAAGUGGCUGCAUCUACGGUGGCCUUUGAGCAUCUGCUGGCGUUUAAGACUUUGUCCCACAUUUCAGUUGGAGAAGUAAUCAAUAUUUUAGCUAACGACGGCUAUCGGAUGUUCGAAGCGGCCGUGUUUUGCCCCUUGCCAGUUGCAGUGCCUGUGCUGAUAGUGGCUUGCACCAUCUAUUCGUGUCUUAUCCUCGGUCCCACGGCGCUCACUGGAACGUUUGUUUAUAUUCUGUUCAUACCCUUACAGAUGCUCAUGGCUAAGUUGAUGUCCGUAUUCCGGAGGGCUGCCAUUGUGGUGACCGACCGACGAGUGAGGAUAAUGAACGAGAUUCUGACUUGCAUCAAGCUGAUCAAGAUGUACGCUUGGGAAAUGUCCUUUGCAAAAGCCGUCAGAGGCAUCAGGAAUGCGGAAAGGAAAAUAUUAGAAAAAGCAGGAUAUGUCCAGAGUGUGAAUACUUCCCUUGCGCCAAUUGUAUCCACCUUGGCCAUUGUCAUGACGUUUGUCCUCCAUACCCUUUUGAAACGAGAACUCACGGCCUCUGUGGCUUUCAGUGUGAUUGCAAUGCUGAAUGUAUUGAGGUUUUCAAUUGCCAUUUUACCUUUCUCUGUGAAAGCAGCAGCGGAAAUCAAAGUUUCUCUACAAAGACUGAAGAAAAUCCUCGUCACUAAAAUUCCUCCUCCGUAUGUAACGAAACUGAACGACUCCGAAAAUGCCAUCCUGCUGGAAAAUGCCUCGCUGUCCUGGGAAAGUCCGAAUGAAUGCGCUGCCAAGUCCAGCGAGGUGGCCCUGGCUAAUGGGGCGAGCACCUUUAAAUGCCAGCCCGACCCGGAACCCACCCUUUGCCAUUCCCAGAUAUCGUUUCAAGAAGCCAAGGAGAAGAGCGACGGCCUGGCCUUGCACAAGAUCCAUUUUGCCAUAAAGAAAGGCCAGGUUUUAGGGAUUUGUGGAAACGUUGGAAGCGGGAAGAGCUCCAUCAUAGCAGCAAUACUAGGACAGAUGCAUCUGCACCGAGGGAGAGUCGCCGUGGAUGGGACUUUGGCUUACGUGUCUCAGCAGGCAUGGAUAUUUCAUGGGAGCGUCAGAGACAACAUCCUGUUCGGAGAACCGUUUGAGGAGCAAAGGUACAAUUAUGCCAUCAGUGUUUGCAGUCUGAUAUCGGAUUUGACCAUCCUUCCAUACGGAGAUAUGACUGAAAUAGGCGAAAGGGGGCUUAACCUUUCUGGAGGUCAGAAGCAGCGAAUCAGCUUAGCUCGUGCCGUGUAUGCCAACAGAGACAUUUACCUCCUGGACGACCCGUUGUCGGCUGUGGAUGCCCAUGUUGGGAAAAACAUUUUCGAGAAAUGCAUCAAGGAAGCCCUGCAAGGGCGAACGGUACUCUUGGUGACUCAUCAGCUGCAGUAUCUGGAGUUUUGUGAUGAGAUCAUAUUGCUAGAAGAUGGAGAAAUAUGUGAGAGUGGAACCCACACCGAGCUGAUGGAAGCGGAAGGGCGCUACGCUCAUCUCAUUCAGAAUCUGCACAUGGAGGAAACUACGGACAUUUUGCCCCCAAGCGACAAUUACAAAUUUAUUUCAAAUCCAGUGACCAGAACGCCAGAGGAAGUUCAGGAUAAUGCCACAGAAACAAACGCCAAAGGAAUUGACAAUCCUGUUUUUUAUGUGUCUGAUGAGACAGAUCAGGAAUCCAAGAAGGACCCUGAAGAAGGAAAAGACACAGCUCCUGCCAACCAACUUGUUCAGAAGGAGCAAAAGCAGGAAGGUUCUGUGUCGUGGAAAACCUAUCACACUUACAUUAAGGCAUCCGGAGGUUUCAUAUUAUGGUUCUUUGUGGUGCUGCUCUUUGUUCUGAUGAUUGGCUGUUCGGCGUUCAGCAACUGGUGGUUGAGUUUCUGGCUGGAGCAGGGCUCGGGGGCCAACUGCAGCUUGUCAGUGAACACAACCUGUAAUGGAGGGAGCAUUACUGAUAAUCCUAACCUACACUUCUAUCAGUUGAUCUAUGGAAUGAGCAUGGUGUCCAUGAUUGUCCUGAGCAUCAUCAAGGGGUUCGUUUUCACGAAGACGACGCUGAAAGCUUCGUCGACUCUACACAACACCAUGUUUCACAAGAUCUUACAGAGUCCAAUGAGCUUCUUUGAUAUGACUCCCACUGGCAGACUAAUGAACCGGUUUUCGAAGGAUAUGGACGAAUUGGACGUGAGGCUCCCGUUCCAAGCUGAGAGUUUCCUGCAGCAGUUUUUCAUGGUGCUCUCCAUCCUCGUCAUCAUUGCAGUUGUGUUUCCUUUCCUCCUCAUUGUUGUGGCUAUCCUCAUGAUUGUUUUUGUGCUGCUCUUCCGGAUUUUCCAGAGGGCUAUCCGGGAACUAAAACGUCUGGAAAACCGGAGCAGGUCUCCGUGGUUCUCUCUGAUAACGACUUCGGUCCAGGGCCUUAGUACGAUUCAUGCCUACAACAAGAAGGACGAUUAUAUUGCUCGAUUUAAAGAGCUGAAUGACGAGAACUCAAGCCAUUUCAUGUUGUUUAACUGUGCGUUGCGUUGGUUUGCGUUGAGGACCGAUAUCCUCAUGACCAUUGUGACUCUGAUGGUAGCUCUCUUUGUUGUUCUCUCCCCUUCUUCCAUCAGCACCGCAGCAAAAGGCUUGGCUUUAUCUUACAUUAUCCAGUUAAGUGGGCUUCUUCAAAUCUGUGUAAGAAUGGGAACAGAGACCGAAGCGAAGUUUACUUCCGUUGAGCAGAUCAUGGAAUACAUCACGACCUGUGUUCCUGAGGUGCCGGAGGGUGCCACGUUUGUCAGCCCUCCCCUCAGCUGGCCAGACCAGGGAGAAAUAGUCUUUCGAGGAUAUCACAUGAAAUACAGAGAAAACAGCCCCUUGGUUCUCAUUGACAUACAUCUGAGCAUUCGCGGCCGGGAAAAAAUUGGGAUCGUUGGCCGGACAGGCUCCGGUAAAUCGUCCUUAGGGGUCGCCCUGUUCCGACUUGUAGAACCCACCUCCGGCACCAUCCUGAUCGACGGGGUUGACAUCUACACAAUAAGUUUGGAAUCUCUCCGGACGAAGCUUUCGGUCAUUCCUCAAGAUCCUGUUCUGUUUGUAGGUACCGUAAGGUACAACUUAGACCCUUUUAACCACUACACAGAUGAUCAAAUCUGGCAAGCUCUGGACAGAACGUUUAUGCAGAACACAAUUUCCAAAUUGCCAGGAAAGCUUCAGGCAGAAGUUGUUGAGAACGGAGAAAAUUUCUCUGUGGGGGAACGGCAGCUACUCUGCAUGGCGAGAGCGCUUCUUCGGCAUUCCCGAAUCAUACUUCUGGAUGAGGCCACAGCCUCCAUCGAUUCCGAGACGGACACACAGAUCCAGCAGACCAUCAAGGAAGCUUUCAAGGACUGCACAGUCCUGACCAUUGCUCACCGGAUCAACACCGUCCUCGAGUGCGACCGCAUUUUGGUUAUGGACAACGGAAAGGUAUCCGAGUUUGGCAAACCGGAUGAGCUCAUGCAGAAUCCCGAUUCUGCGUUCGCGUUGCUUUUGGCCUCCAUGAACCAAGUCACAUCGUAG
Molecule: messenger RNA, 4260 nt
Organism: Euleptes europaea (tarantolino)
Lineage: Eukaryota; Metazoa; Chordata; Lepidosauria; Squamata; Sphaerodactylidae
Product: ATP-binding cassette sub-family C member 12-like
Exons: 31
Coding region: 1-4260 (1419 amino acids)
Biological process (GO): transmembrane transport
Cellular component (GO): membrane
Molecular function (GO): ATP binding; ABC-type transporter activity; ATP hydrolysis activity
Source: RefSeq, a predicted model, not a curated record